UCAGCCUCCUGUGUCUGCUCUGUUGGCUGUAGACAUGGCAUCUGGUACUUCCUGCCUCCAUGUGACGGUCUAUUCUGAGGGAAGGACGUCAAUGACAUUCGCUGCUAACUUGGAGGACACAGUGAGGAAGAUCAAAGAACAAGUCCGGGCUAAGACCAAGAUUCCCGUGCAGGACCAGGUCCUGUUGCUGGGCUCCAAGAUGCUGAAGCCCCAGAGGAGGCUGUCGUCUUACGGCAUUGACAAGGAGACGACCAUCCACCUCACUCUGAAGGUGGUGACGCGUGAUGAGGAGCUGCCCGUGACUCUGGUGUAGUCACGUGAUGGGGGGCAGAGGCACCACCUCCAGAUACGAAGGUCCAGCUCAGUGGCCCAGGUGAAACAGAUGAUCGAGACCAAGACCGCGAUCGUGCCUGAGCAACAGAUUGUGACUUGCAAUGGCAAGAGGCUGGAAGAUGGGAAGACCAUGGCGGAUUACGGCAUCAGACGGGGUAAUUUACUCUGGCUGGCAGACUACUGCAUUGGGGGGUGAGCCUGCUGUUAGCUCUCACUCCCCCCACAUCCUUUGAUGAUUUCCCCAAAUUAACGAGAAAGAGAAAGAGGGAAAGUUAGGGGUGAAGAGGGAAGCAAGACUGCAGAAAAGUUUCUAACGCUAUGAUUUUUUGAUCAAACACAGUUGAUUAGCUGUAUAAAUUGUAUAUAUUACUGAAAGUAGAAAAUAAUAUUUUAAGGCACAGUAGAGAUAGCAUCAAAGCCAACUUGGAAUUUAGCCCUUUCUCUCGUCCCUCUGAUUUUUAGAAAAAUUCCUAUUUCUUCCGUCCAACAGGAUAGUAAGUUCCACAUUGGGAUCCAUAUUCCUCUAAUUUCUGUGUUCCCACUGGCAUAUUUCAUCUGUAAUAUCACUCAAUAUGUUGAAUUAAAUUGAAUUUCUGCUUGUAGAGAACAGUGAAAUGAUUUAUAUUGAAGUGUGCUAAUUCCUCUGAUAUGUUUACAAUCUAAGUAAUAAAGAAUUUAGAAAUUCAA
Molecule: messenger RNA, 1020 nt
Organism: Lutra lutra (Eurasian river otter)
Lineage: Eukaryota; Metazoa; Chordata; Mammalia; Carnivora; Mustelidae
Gene: UBD
Product: ubiquitin D
Biological process (GO): positive regulation of canonical NF-kappaB signal transduction; positive regulation of apoptotic process; response to type II interferon
Cellular component (GO): nucleus
Molecular function (GO): protein binding; proteasome binding
Source: RefSeq, a predicted model, not a curated record